Messenger RNA from Wasmannia auropunctata (little fire ant), 521 nucleotides. RefSeq names its product aromatase 3-like. The record is from RefSeq and is a predicted model, not a curated record. The transcript is spliced from 4 exons. Gene Ontology annotation, molecular function: iron ion binding; monooxygenase activity; oxidoreductase activity, acting on paired donors, with incorporation or reduction of molecular oxygen. The coding region runs from base 139 to 489 and encodes 116 amino acids. NCBI's taxonomy places the organism in Eukaryota, Metazoa, Arthropoda, Insecta, Hymenoptera, Formicidae.
UAUUUCUUAUUCUUUUCUGGUUCUUUUAGUUGUCCGUGCUUGCUUUUAUAAUCAUAUCUCUUAUAGAAAAAUUUUGAUUUUAAACAAAAAUGUUUCAGGGGAAAACGUAUUAUCCAAUAUAGAGUACUGAAUGCAUAUAUGUAUUUUUCGGAUGUUAUAUUCAACCUCUCUACUGUGGGACGCGAACAAAAAGAGAAAAUAAAUGUGUUAUAUUCUCUUGUAGAUGAGAUGAUACAGCAGUACAAAGAUGAAAUAAAUAAUUUGAAUACAACUAGGAAUGAAGAGAAGCGAACUCAUAGAACAUUUUUUGAUAUCCAAAUGAAUGCAUGCAGUAAAGAAAAUUUUACGCGAAAGGAAAUUUGUGAUAACAUAAUAACCAUGUUAAUAACGGGUAGUGACUCAAUCAGUACUACGAUAAAUUUUGUUCUCUUUAUGUUAGCAAAUUUUCCAGAAAUACAGGUAUGUAUAUAUUUAUUUGAAAAUAACUAAAUAAAUAAUUAAAUAAACGGAGCGUUGUAAAC